AUGACCCGGACGAAUCAAUUCAAUCGCGGGGCGCUCGAUACUUAUGGGCUCGAGGUCUCUGACGAGCCGGCGGUUGCUCUUCGGCUCUUUCCUUUCACCCUCUCUGAGGUCAUGGUGCACCCGACUGCCGAUGUGAAAAGCAAUCUGGGCGCCAUUCUGCUCGGCGGGCUUCUCUCCAUGGCAUUGUCGGGGGUGGUAGCAUGUCAGGGCUUUCUUUACUUUCGGAUGUAUGGGCAGGAUUCCUGGAGCAUCAAGGGACUGGUGCUGCUCGUCUGGGCCUUGGAUGCAGUGCACACGUCCCUUAUUGCAACAUCACUGUGGAACUACUUCGCGUUGGGCUUUGGCGAUGCGAGUCAAACAGACCUUUCGGAUACAGAAUUGGCCCUUACGAUCGCGUUUACGGCUAUGAUGAACUUCGUAGUACAUAUAUUCUUCUCCCAUCGGGUCUGGAAACUGAGUAGAUCCAACCUGCUCGUCACGGGUCCUUUGAUAAUCCUUUCUAUCUGUCGUCUCGUAUCCGGAAUUGCGAGCACGGUCAGGUUGGACAUGAUACGCUCUUUCAGCACUUUCGUUGAUAUCGCCGGCUGGAAUGUGACUCUCGGACUAUCGCUCUCCGCCGCACUCGACAUACUCAUCGCGGGCGCCAUGUGCUACUACUUGCAGAACAUCCGUUCUGGCUUCAGCAGCGAGAUGGACCACACGAUCGACAUUCUACUGUUGUACACGUUCAACAAUGGUGCGCUGACGUGUGUCGCGACAGUCAGCACCUUGAUCUGCUGGCUCGCUAUGCCCGAAAAUCUCAUCUGGUUAGGCAUGCAUUUCGCGAUCUCGAAGCUAUACGCGACCUCCCUCCUGAUUUCACUCAACACACGACGAUGGAUUCGCCAACGCAGUCAGAAGCGGUCGGACGGGAGCUCACACCAAAUGCCAGUGCGCUUCCCUACCGGGACCUCGAUCUCCUUCGGCCAACGUUCGCGUUCGGUCAUGCCGCGCUUCGCGGGUACUGCGACCGAGCCAGACCCGACGACAACGGUCCUCUCCGUCAGGGUAGAGAAGACGGUGCAGUUCGACAUUUCAUCCCGCUCUGAACUCGCAGAACUGGAAGCGAGCGAAUCACGGCGGAAGCAAGACGGGAAGGAUAGGUUGGACGUUUGA
This is a messenger RNA of Peniophora sp. CBMAI 1063, 1155 nucleotides long. The record is from the annotation of a GenBank genome assembly. Lineage: Eukaryota; Fungi; Basidiomycota; Agaricomycetes; Russulales; Peniophoraceae.